Messenger RNA from Mercurialis annua (annual mercury), 1205 nucleotides. RefSeq names its product ethylene-responsive transcription factor ERF086. Lineage: Eukaryota; Viridiplantae; Streptophyta; Magnoliopsida; Malpighiales; Euphorbiaceae. The record is from RefSeq and is a predicted model, not a curated record. Gene Ontology annotation, biological process: regulation of DNA-templated transcription. The transcript has a single exon. Gene Ontology annotation, molecular function: DNA binding; DNA-binding transcription factor activity. Bases 103 to 981 code for a protein of 292 amino acids.
UCCCCUACAUCCUUCACUUUCUCUAUACCUUAACAAAAUCUUUACACCUAUACUUAUCAUUUCCAUUGCUUCUUUCACAAAUCAUUCUCUUGUUCAGUAGCAAUGUCAACAUCAAAAACCCUAGAUAAACCCUUAUAUGAAACAGUCAACUUCCAUGGUGGUUUUGCUCUUCUUCAGAGGAACACAUCUCCUAACCUGCAAACCGGUGAACGAAGAGGAAGAAGAAAACAAACAGCAGAACCAGGCAAGUUUCUUGGAGUCAGAAGAAGACCUUGGGGUCGAUAUGCUGCUGAAAUUCGAGACCCGAAUACUAAAGAAAGACACUGGCUCGGUACUUUUGAUACUGCUCAAGAAGCUGCUCUUGCUUAUGAUCGAGCUGCAUUUUCCAUUAAAGGCACUCAAGCAAGAACUAACUUUAUCUACACUAAUGAUGAUCAUCAUAACGGUUCGGUUCCGUUUCUUCUUACUGAUCCGUUCGACGUUCAAGCUUUUCUGCCUCCAUUUCUCAAUAUUGAACCUCAUAAACAGCAUCAAGAAACAAAACCCAUCAACCAGAAUAUCAACUUCGUCGAUAAUCAUAUCGAAACUUUCGUUCAGGACAAUGAUCGAACACCUUACGAGCAUGACAGUUUAUUCUUGUUUUCUCAAGACAAUGAUCAUCAUUCAAAAUCUGGGUACUUAGGUUCUAUUGUCCCUGACAAUUGCCUAAGACCAUCUUCCAGUAAUAAUCCUUCAAACUCCAUAACCAGCAAAGAAAAUCUUGAAACUGAUCACAGUUAUGGAUUUCCAAGCUUUGAUGAGCUCAACAAUGGAGUAUUAAACUGGGGAGAUGAUCAUCACCAGUGUGAUGAUCUUUCAGCUAUUAUCAAUAAUAAUAAGCCACUAAUGGUGGGAAAUGAAUGCAUUAGUUAUAAUAAUGGGUCAGUAUCUCAAGCUACUACUCCAUUAUAUCCUGCUUAUAACGGCUAUUCACUCUUUUGAGUAGGUUGCACUGAAUUUUAUUAAGCUACAUAUAGAUUUUUUUAUGUAUUUUAAUUUAUGAUCUAUUCAGCUACCCUAAAUUUAUGUGUAUGGGAUUAUUUUGUUCACUGUAGGGUUAGACAUGUGAGCAAGAAGAAAAGAGAUGGAAUGUGUAUGCAUGCAUGCCUAUCUAGGGCUUAAUAAAGAAGUCGGUUGGUUUAUAUAAAGUGUGCUUGUUUCAAGGG